GCUGCAAAUCGGGCGUGAGGGAGCAGACGUGAGGCGAGGAAGUCUGAAGCCUGCAGCUGGCAGCGCAGGAUAAUCAUGGAGAGACCCGAAACCCCGCCGCUGUAGGAUCGAUCGGGCAGCUCCCCAGCCGGAGGACGGGCGGAGAAAACUUGAUCUACCCUCGCUGCAAAGAUCGAGACGGUGGAGGGGUUCCUCUGGUCCCUCCCUGCUGGAAGAAAUGUGGCUGAACCCGGAGGAAGUUCUGCUGAAAAAUGCUCUGAAGCUCUGGGUGACCGAGAGGAACAACGACUUCUUCCUCCUGCAGAGGAGGAGAGGCCACGGGGAGCCGACAGGGAGGAUCACAGGUCUCCUCGUUGGGGCGCUUGACACAGUGCUGGACUCCAAUGCCAGGGUCACCCCCUUCCGCAUUCUCCUCCAGGUUCCCGGCUCCCAGAUCAGCUGGGUAAUCGCCAGCGGAGCUGCCAUAGAGGAGGUGAACAAACAUUGGGACUGGCUGGUCCACAACCUGCUUCACUCUCUGUCUGUGUUUGAGAACAAGGAGGAUGUCGCCAGCUUUGUCAAAGGAAAAGUCAAGGGUCUUAUUGCAGAGGAGGUUCGGGGUCGCCAGGCCGCCCAGGAGGGGGACCCAGAGAAGUUCAGGGAGGCGCUGCUGAAGUUCGAGCUGCACUUUGGCCUCCCUUCGUCAGAGAAACUGGUUACGUACUACUCCUGCUGCUGCUGGAAGGGCCGGGUGCCUCGGCAGGGCUUCCUCUACCUCAGCAUCAACCACAUGGCCUUCUACUCCUUCCUGCUGGGGAAGGAAGUGAAGUUUGUGAUUCCCUGGGCGGAGGUGACACGGUUGGAGCGGGUCUCCACCGGUCUGAUGACGGAGGCGAUCCGGGUCAACACAAGGCAGCGGCAGAGGGAAUUCUCCAUGUUCCUGAACCUGGACGAGGCAUUCGGGGUCAUAGGUCAGCUGGCUGACAUUGCCCUCAGGCGGCUGAUGGACAGCGAAGGCCUGGAGCUGGACCGAGUCCUGCAGCAGCCCACACGCAUCAGCAAGAGGAUCCUAGAGGAACAGGCAUUAAGGGAGUACGUCCUGGCUCUGUUUCGUCUACCUCGCGUUGAAAAACUCCACGAGGUGGCCUCGUGUUCUGUAUGGACACCACAUGCGCGCUGCCACACAGCCGGGACUCUCUAUACCACUGACAGUUAUCUGUGUUUCUCCAGCCGAGAGGAAGGCAACUGCAUCCUGCUCAUACCUCUCUCAGAGGUGUUGUCCAUAGAAAAAGCAGAGAGCACCAGUCUGCUUCCCAACCCCGUCAUAGUGAGUGUUCGGACCAAGAAGGCCUUCCAGCUGAUUGAGCUGCAGGACAGAGACGAGCUGGUCGAGAGCCUGAACUGCCGACUCCGAGCUCUGCAGUGGAAACAGUCCAUGUUCCGCAGCAAGAGAGACGGCAAGAGGAGUAUGAGCUCCCCGACACCUUACUACACUUUCUACUAUGACACUGGGUUCUCUGCUGAAGAAGAAAUAGAGGAGCAGGUUCUGCGUAACACAAUCAACAGUGAGGCUCUGAUGACAGCCUUCCACCAAAACCAGCCAGGAACCAACACAAAAAGCACGGAGCAGUUGAAGGAGCGGCUGUGGGAGGAACAUUUCACAGAGUUCGGUCGCGGCGUCCACAUGUUCCGCACAGAGAAGAUCCAAAAACUCGUUGCCAUGGGCAUACCAGAGUCCCUGCGAGGGGAGCUGUGGAUGACACUUUCUGAUGCGUCCUCAGAGUUAGAGUCCCAUCAGGGCUAUUACACUAACCUAGUGCAGAAGUCAAUGGGCCAUAGCAACCUGGCCACAGAGGAGAUUGAGCGGGACCUUCACCGUUCUCUGCCGGACCAUCCUGCCUUUCAAAACCCCACCGGCAUCGCUGCACUGAGACGUGUGCUCACCGCCUAUGCUCACCGCAACCCCAAGAUCGGAUACUGUCAGUCUAUGAACAUCCUGUCGUCGGUGCUGCUGCUCUAUGCUAAAGAAGAAGAAGCUUUCUGGCUGCUGGUGGCCGUUUGUGAGAGGAUGCUGCCUGACUACUUCAACCGCAGGGUCAUAGGAGCUCAGGUGGACCAGUCCGUGUUUGAGGAGCUGAUCAGGGAGCGUUUGCCAGAGCUGGCCGAAAACGUCCAAGACCUCUCCACCCUCUCUUCUGUCUCCCUCUCUUGGUUCCUCACCCUCUUCCUCAGCGUCCUGCCCUUCCACAGCGCUGUCUGCGUGGUUGACAGUUUCUUCUUCCAUGGAAUCAAAGCCAUAUUCCAGUUGGGUUUGGCAGCGUUGGACGCCAACGCCGCACAGCUCUCUGCCAGCACAGAUGAUGGACAAGCACUUAUGAUUCUAGCAAGUUUUUUGGACCAGGUGGGAUGUGAAGAAUCGUCUUGUCUUCCAUCCUCGCCGCCUGCAGUGGAGGAGACAGGCCGCAGCGACACUGGUAUUCCUGCUGUGGGGCACACAAACAUCACUAACCUCAUCAAUGAGUCCUACGAGAAAUUCGGAGACCUGUCAGUGAGACAGAUUGAGAGGCUUCGCUGUCGACACAGAAUCCAAGUGCUGCAGGCUCAUGAAGACACCACCAAAGAAAAUGCUUUGAGACUGGUGGCUCAAGAUGUUUCCAUCUCUCCAGAGAACUUGGCUGAGGCCUACGACCUCUUCAAGACGGAGCACUUCAUCAGUCUGUACUGGGGUGACAGUAGCGCUGCAGCAGCGGCGGAGGCGGCAGCUUGGCGUUAUGGUGACUCUGGUCACUCCUACAUGGAGAGGCAAUACCGACUGGACCGGCCCCAGUUCAAGAGCCUGUACGGGCUGCUGGUGCCGUGGCCCAGCGGCUUGAACCAGCACACCGACACGCUGGCCAACCGCACUUUCACCCUGCUGGACCAGGACCGCGACAACCUUGUUACCUUUAGAGAGUUUGCAGGCUGGCUGGACACUUUGUACUCUGAAGAGCUGAAUGAGAAAAUAAGGUUGCUGUACCGCCUGCACAUCCCACCAGCUCUGACAGAAAGUGAGGAUGACCCCUCUCUGAUGAAGAGCCCCCUGCUGUCAACGAACAGACCCCUCUAUGUUAAUCUGCCCUCUGAUGUUGAAGGUGAAGUGAAAGAUUACCAGGAGCAACUGAAGCAGAUGCUGCAGGAUCUGGCUAAAGAGAAGGAGAAAGAUGUGGAAAAGCCUCUGCCUCUCAUGAACCAGCGCGAGUUCAUCCAGUUCUGUAAAACGCUCUACAGCAUGUUCCAUGGCGACCCAGAGGAGAACGACCUCUUCCAGGCUAUUGCAACUGUAACAAGUCUUGUGCUGCAGAUUGGCGAGGCUGGCCACCGUAGACACAGCUUGGGGUCAGAGGUCACCAGCCAAGAGGAGGCGAAAGGAGCGGGACAGGUGACUGCCGAAGAUGCUGGGGUGGAUGCCAGCAGAGGUGACGGGAGUUUGGCGGCAGAUGAAGAGUGGACAGUCAGCCACGCUCAGAUCUUGGCCUCGCUACUGACCGAACAGGCGCUGGUGAACUUCUUCGAGAAGCCAGUGGACCUGUCUGCAAAAAUCGCCGCGGCCAAGGAGAAGCAGUAUCACCAGCGGGCAGGUUUGCUCACACUGCAGCAGGGGACCAGCUGACUCAAAUGUGAACAGUGGACUCUCAGGAGCCACGACGCAGGCCAGAUGUUUUAUGAAGAAAACCACAAAUCAGUAUCAUUUGACACAAUGUGACAGAAAGCAGUGGCUUCUAAUUCAGAAGCCAGCGAGGAAGCUGAAGAGCCUUAAAGUUAUCUGAAAUUUGCUUAAUCUGUAGUAUGUAGGCAUUGCAACCACACUGGCAACACAGGAGCCUGUGACUCCCUGACCUGCUUUAACCUGUAACUGAAAACAGAAAUGUUUUUUUCCCCAAAAAACAUUUUGAAACAAAGACAGUUUUCAAGCUUCAAAUCUCUGCCACAGGCAACAUUAUGGUCGACUCACUGAUCUCACAUUAGUAACGUGAAAAGAUAUGGUCAUUUUGUGCUAGGGGCCUGGAGAUUUUAUUGCCUUCUGUCCAACUGUUUUGUGAACACACAAUCUGUCACUACCUUCUAAUAAGGCACUCUUUAUAAAGUAUUUAUAAGGUUAAUAAAGCACGAAACAUCUCUGGAGAGUCAUUCAUAGCAAGUCAAUAAUAGUGUAAUUAAUAAAAGUUAAAUGUGCCUCACUUUAUAUUAAGAUAGCAAAGUUAGCAAUUAAAAAUGUAAUUAAGUCAAUAAUAAAGGUUUAAAGUCUUUAAUUGUAAAUGUAAAUAAGUUGUUAAUAAAUGAGUGAGUGAUCCAUAAGGUCAGAGAUCUAGGUCAUGAACUAAGGAGCUAAAAAGACAAACAAGAGUCCAGCCGGAGGAGGAUGAAUACCGGAUGACCUGGCAACCCAAAGUUAUAACUUAACUGUAUAAAACCAUUUUAUAAAGGGUGCCUGAUUAGAAAGUUGUACCAAUAAUCCUUACAAAGAAAUGGUGCAGCAUUAAGGACAAAUCUAGCAUGCAUUCACUGUUCCUUUUUUUUUUGAUUUCAUAACUUCUGUUUCUUUAAUAUUGAUGUUUUCACAUGCACGCACUUCGAAGAUAUUUUUUAAACUUUUUCAAAUUUACAGUGAUCUAAAACCGAAAGAAAGACAACACUGCUGGAAUUGUCCUUUUAAUAAAAUAUAUAUUGCCUAAA
Messenger RNA from Micropterus salmoides (largemouth bass), 4692 nucleotides. RefSeq names its product TBC1 domain family member 8. The record is from RefSeq and is a predicted model, not a curated record. The coding region runs from base 218 to 3628 and encodes 1136 amino acids. The transcript has 20 exons. Gene Ontology annotation, molecular function: calcium ion binding. Lineage: Eukaryota; Metazoa; Chordata; Actinopteri; Centrarchiformes; Centrarchidae.